This is a messenger RNA of Aegilops tauschii subsp. strangulata, 591 nucleotides long. Lineage: Eukaryota; Viridiplantae; Streptophyta; Magnoliopsida; Poales; Poaceae. The record is from RefSeq and is a predicted model, not a curated record.
AUGGCUCGGCAUAGCCAUGCCCUUAUCUGCUCGGGCGCCCACCCCCUCCCCGACCUCUCAUUCUCUAUCAACAUGCGCCGCCGCUCGCUCCCUCCCUACUGCCUCACCGCCGCCGCCCCCUUCUGCCACGCCGCCGCUCGCUCCCUUCGGCUCCACCCGCUCCGCCCCAUUCUGCCACGCCGCCGCUCACUCCCUUCGGCUUCACCCGCACCGCCCCUCGACCCCCCCGCCGCCGUCCCCUUCUGCCCCGGCACCGCCGCCCCCUUCUGCCCCGCCGCCGCCCCGUCCCCACCCCCGUCCUGGCCAGCAGCCCCGUCCCCGGCCACCGUAGCGCCGCCCUCGGUCUCCCCCGCUCGGCCCGGCCACCCUGUCACCGCACCCGCUCAGGCCGCCCGUGCCUGGCCACGCUCGGGCCGCCCCAUCCCCGCACCCGCCCGGGCCGCCCCGUGCCCGGCCACACUCGGGCCGGCCCGCCCUCGCCCCUGCCCCGCACGCGGCAAGCCCUCCCCUGCGCCGGCCCUCCGCCGCCUGCUCCGGACAUCCAUCGGCCAUGACUGCGCUCCCCCCCGAGCCGGCCCUCCCCCACUAUGA